This is a messenger RNA of Cryptomeria japonica (Japanese cedar), 944 nucleotides long. RefSeq lists its product as uncharacterized. NCBI's taxonomy places the organism in Eukaryota, Viridiplantae, Streptophyta, Pinopsida, Cupressales, Cupressaceae. Gene Ontology annotation, molecular function: protein binding. The record is from RefSeq and is a predicted model, not a curated record. The transcript has 3 exons. Bases 144 to 644 code for a protein of 166 amino acids.
GUAACACCUCCACCCAUUCUUUGCGACGCUUAUGAUCAUGCUUAUCGCUAUCUUCAUGUUUACAUGUUUAUUCCAAUCAUGAUCAAGAUUUAAAUUUGCAGCUUCUUCAAACCUAUUGAAAAUUUCUAUCGUCUGGAUUGAAAAUGCUGCUAAAAAAUUCCUCUGCCCUUAACCCUAAAUUGAGUCCGCUUCCUUGCAUUUCAAGGACAAGUUCGAGCCUUUCUAAUCUGCACAAACUCUCCUCUUCUCCCAUGUUCAAAAUAGCCUUCUCCCAUUUUCGUUUGACACUUCCCCACAUCAGAAAACCAAGAGAAAAUUGUUUCAAUAUUACAGAUAUAUAUUAUGAAGAGAUGUUGGAGGCAAAUCCUGGGAAUGCGCUACUGCUCAGGAACUAUGCCAAAUUUUUACACGAGGUGAAAAGGGACAUUGACAAGGCAGAGAAAUUCUAUGCAAGGGCCGUUCUGGCCAGUCCUGCAGAUGGAGAAGUGCUGUCACUUUAUGCCGAAUUGGUAUGGGAAGCUCAUAAAGAUGUAGAUACAGCCGAAGCUUACUUUAAACAAGCAGUCCAGGCUGCCCCUCAUGACUGCUAUGUAAUUGCUUCCUAUGCCAAUUUUUUAUGGAACUUGGAGGAGAGCGAUGGUUAAUGUAUAAGAGGGUCUCCUAAGAAAUGACAGUACGGCAUUUCAGUAAGCUCUUCCAUGGCAUGCCUUUUUAAAUUUAACAACCGAAUACCAGAGGGUGAUUAGGGAGCGAUGCCAUGAAGCAGGUGUGCCUGUUUUUUGUUUGUAAAAUGUAAAAGUUAUAUGCAACAAAGUGAAGUUUUUAUCCUUUACUGUUAAGUUUUAGGAUAACAAGCUUUAGCCCCUCUGUAUAGUUCCAUAUAUUUAGCGUAUCUUGUAAAAGACUUUAAUAUGUAUAAUGUGUUUAAUAUAUGGCUGGAUAGA